Messenger RNA from Protopolystoma xenopodis, 1023 nucleotides. NCBI's taxonomy places the organism in Eukaryota, Metazoa, Platyhelminthes, Monogenea, Polystomatidea, Polystomatidae. The record is from the annotation of a GenBank genome assembly.
GGCCUUUUUGAAACAUAUCCCUGGAACUCCUUUUUACAUCAGGCCGUUGUUGGGAUCACUGAUUGUCUGCUAUACCAACUAAUCGGUCCACAACCUCGCAUUUCGUUUGGCUCUUACCAACAAAGCACAAUAACUUGCAAUGUCAGCACUGCUAACAACCUUCCGAUUUUCGGCUCGGACGAUUCUGCUCUAACUUCUGAAGCAGAGGGCAUCUCGACCACUUCCAGGGGACCAGAUAAUACCAUAACAAAGGGAGACUGCUUUGAAAUUAAUCCUGUUAAACCUUCAGAUGAAUCAGACUUGUUCAAGACAUAUUUAACAAAUCCCAGAGAGGACAAAUCUGAUCUGAAGGAAGAGGAGCAAUCUACAGAGAAAUCUACCGCAACGCCUCCAUCAUUUGUAAAUGAUAUAUUAAAGUCUGAAUUUUUGGAUGCCUCGAUUAAAGAUAUGUCUAUUGCCGAUAAAGAUCAACGCAUUUUAUCUGGUCUCCGCUAUCUGCUUCUGGGGGAUACCGGGUUACCUGCUUGGUUGACUCGUUUGAUACCGAUUCCUUCUGAGAGACCCACUGAAAGCCAAUUUGACCCAAGUUGGUGCCUGCGUGCCUCCUCUCGCCGUCCCAAACCUGGCUACUCAGGACACCUUUGGCGAAUGGCUAGUACUUUGCAUUAUGUUGGUUCUUCGCUUGACUGCCAUCUAACUUCACAGAUAUCAAAGCCACCUACCGAUAUGCCAAUUAAAUUUAGUGAGGAUUUUAUUUCUUCUCUAACAUCUACAUCCGAGUCAACUCCCGAUUCGAAAUCUAAACUUGAAAAAUUCUCUCUUCUGCCAGAGCAGAACAUAGAUUCACAGUCCUCGCUGGAGCCUGAAGGUCAGGGAUUAACGGUCUCUACCGAAUUAUUUAAAGUAGAAUCGGUAUUGGCGACCAACCAGUGCGAACCUACUGCAGCCUCAGGAAUAAGGACGAUCAAAAUGUUCAAUAGUGUAAUGCAGGGUGAGUUCUUAUUAUUCGUAUUUAUUUUAUAA